Molecule: messenger RNA, 3723 nt
Organism: Ailuropoda melanoleuca (giant panda)
Lineage: Eukaryota; Metazoa; Chordata; Mammalia; Carnivora; Ursidae
Gene: POU3F4
Product: POU class 3 homeobox 4
Exons: 1
Coding region: 41-1126 (361 amino acids)
Biological process (GO): regulation of transcription by RNA polymerase II; brain development
Cellular component (GO): nucleus
Molecular function (GO): DNA-binding transcription factor activity, RNA polymerase II-specific; RNA polymerase II cis-regulatory region sequence-specific DNA binding
Source: RefSeq, a predicted model, not a curated record
CCUUUGCCACAUUAUAACUAGUAGGGGAUCCUCAUAGACCAUGGCCACAGCUGCCUCGAAUCCCUACAGCAUUCUCAGUUCUAGCUCCCUAGUCCAUGCGGACUCUUCGGGCAUGCAGCAGGGGAGCCCUUUCCGAAACCCUCAGAAACUUCUCCAAAGUGAUUACUUGCAGGGAGUUCCUAGCAAUGGGCAUCCUCUCGGGCAUCACUGGGUGACCAGUCUGGGCGAUGGAGGCCCAUGGUCUUCCACACUUGCCACCAACCCCCUGGACCAGCAGGACGUGAAGCCCGGGCGCGAAGACCUACAGCUGGGUGCGAUCAUCCAUCACCGCUCACCGCACGUCGCCCACCACUCUCCGCACACUAACCAUCCGAAUGCAUGGGGGGCUAGCCCGGCUCCGAACCCGUCCAUCACGUCCAGCGGCCAACCCCUUAACGUGUACUCGCAGCCUGGCUUCACAGUGAGCGGCAUGCUGGAGCACGGAGGGCUCACCCCACCGCCAGCCUCUGCCUCUGCACAGAGCCUGCACCCCGUGCUCCGGGAUCCCCCAGACCACAGCGACCUAGGCUCGCACCACUGCCAGGACCACUCGGACGAGGAGACACCAACCUCGGAUGAGUUGGAACAGUUCGCCAAACAGUUCAAACAAAGAAGAAUCAAGUUGGGCUUCACACAGGCCGACGUGGGGCUGGCGCUGGGCACACUGUACGGCAACGUGUUCUCACAGACCACUAUCUGCAGGUUCGAGGCCUUGCAGCUGAGCUUCAAGAACAUGUGCAAGCUGAAGCCGCUGCUGAACAAGUGGCUGGAGGAGGCUGAUUCGUCCACAGGGAGCCCGACCAGCAUUGACAAAAUCGCAGCUCAGGGCCGUAAGCGCAAGAAGCGAACCUCCAUCGAGGUGAGUGUCAAGGGCGUACUGGAAACGCAUUUCCUCAAGUGUCCCAAGCCUGCCGCGCAGGAGAUUUCCUCGCUGGCAGACAGCCUCCAGUUGGAGAAAGAAGUGGUGCGUGUCUGGUUCUGUAAUCGAAGACAGAAAGAGAAAAGAAUGACUCCGCCGGGGGAUCAGCAGCCACAUGAGGUUUAUUCGCACACCGUGAAAACAGACACGUCCUGCCACGAUCUCUGACUGCGGGAAGCAAGAAAGCGGCCGGCCGCACUGGGAGCAGCGCGGAAUUCUUUCUCUCCCACUCUCUUCCUUUCGCUUCAGCUUUAUUAUUGGUAUCUAGAGACAUAGCAAUAUCUAGAUAUCUAGAUAAGGCUCUUCUCUCUCUCUCCCCCCAUUUUUUUUUCUUUCUUACUUUUUUUUUUUUCAAAAUAGGGGAUUCUAACAUAUUAAAAAAGGAAACACACUCACACACGCAUUCAGGCUUCUUAACGCUGAUACACAGUUGCAUUAAGCAGUCCAGGCGGGGAACUCUUACACCCUGCGGCCCAGGCAACUGUUUCCUCCAACCUUUUCUGUUGAUCAAUACAUAUUGUUUACUUUGAGUAAGGUCUGUUUGGUUGCUCCUCUCUUGGAAGAACAAGGAGUGGGGUAACAUGGGGGUGGGGAAGGAUGGGAGGGGGUGGGAAGACAGAUGUGUGCCUCUGAAUAACCUUUCAGCGCCUUGGUUAUAGCAGCUGUAUUUCAGGUGAAAUCUGUUUUACAAUAGACUAGUUUUGCAUUUUUAAAAACUUCUAUAGCGUUUCUAAAUGUCUGCGGUGUUUUACUACAAGCUGUACACAAUAUUUGUGAGAUAAUUUGUAUCUAAUCGGCCACUCCACAUUAUUAUUGCUGUUAUGAUUAUUCCUUCAUUGAGCUGAUGGUUUUCUAAUUGCUUAAAAAAGGGAAGGGGGUGGGAGGAGGAGGGGAAGAGAUGAAAAAAAACCACCCACCCACCCCCUACCCUGAAUCUGUAUGGAGAAGAGAGAGAGGUACAAUGGAUAAAGUUGUUGAUGAUGAUAGUGGAUGGAUAUAUAUAAUUUUUUCAGAGGGUAAAAUACCUAGGAUAGGCAGAAUAGGCAAGCCAAUUGGGUUUGCAAAGUACCGUGAAGUAGGAGAGGCGAUUUUGAAGCUUUCUGUCUCCCUCCCGAAUCUGUGGAGUGAGUCCUCGCAGGCUUCUACAGAGCAGAUCCCUGUGCCUGAGAAGAAUUUGCCUGUGGCGCCCAACAAAAGAGGUCGGCCUGAGGAGCUAAGAGGGCUCUGCACCUACCGAGGUCUGGAAUGCUUGCACUCAGAACUCCGCACGGGUCCCGUGCCUCACUAAGACCGCCAGCGCGAACCCACCUCCGUCUUCCUAGGCGAAGGACUUUGCCUUCACACAGGAUUGCUUUCGCUGGAGACGACGACCAGAGAUGGUGGCGACAGACUGAGUCAGUGCCUCCCAGUUCAGUUCACCUCCAGUUCACCGCCCGCUCCCUAAGCGAGAAACCGUCGGGGAGGGGUGGCGAGUGGGGUGGUAGACAGGUGCUCUCUGCUCCGUGCAGAACGACAAUGAAAUGAUUGGCAGAGGUCACAAGGAUUCUGGUCUAUCUUCUUUACCACCUCCUCUCCCGUAUAUACAUACCUCUGUCUCUAAGCGGGCUCUCGGGAAGCCGUCUGCACGUCUCUGACAAGCACAGCUGGUAGAAGCCCACAGCGAUGAUUAAGCUAGAUAGCGAGCGCCGCGGCUGGGUUUCUGUUUUUGUUUGUUUGUUUUUUUAUUUUGAUUUUUAACCUGCGUGUGUGUGUCUAUGCGUGUGUGCGUGAGAGCGAGUGCAAAUGCGCGCGCGCGUGUGUGUAGAUAGCUGUGUGUAUCGUAUUACUAUUUACAAAAAAAAAAAACUGCAUAAAAUCUCGCUAGGCUAUGUAGAGAUCCAAAAAUAUGCAGUUGCUGUGGCUUUAUUGCUCACUCUCAUGUCUAAACGCCAAGUCCACAGGAGCACCUCAUUCUCAAUGAACACACAUGUGCAGGGCGGGCCAAGCACCCAACACCCAGACACAGCCCGCCAGAUCUCGCUGGGGGCUCCGCAUGCCUGGGCUGGCUGCCUGGCCCGGCCUUCAGGUGCAGCUUCUGUAGACAAAGCAUCAAACUACCUAAGGACCAAAAUGCCUAGGGCCCCUUGUGGAAGAUGCGCUAGUAUGGGCUGCCAGGCCUCUGGUCCACCACACUGCGUCUCCCCCAGCUGUAGGUUGAAGGACAUGUGUUAAUUCAAAUCCUGGACCCUUUUUCUUUUUUGUCAAGACUGCAUUCUGUUGGUAGUUGCAUUUUUGUUCUGGAAAUUCUUUUGUUUGUUUUGUUUUUCCACACUGAAUUUGUGUUUUACAACUGUUAGGAUUUUUGGUUUGUUUUGAUUUUAUAUUUUCCUUUGCAGUUAAGUGCUAUGAUUCAAACCUGAGUUAACCCAAAUAUUUCUGCUGACUUUAUAAUUGUACAGUUUUGUAUAUUAAACGUUUUUGAAGUUAUUAAUUUAAAGAAAGAUCAUUUAGUUUAUUCAUUUAGUAACUGAUGUAUAAUAAACACUAUUUUCAUUAAGAGUUGCUUUUUCAACUAUUUUAUUCAAAUUGCCUAUUGCAGUUGUCAGCAAUUAUUUAUUUUCAAUAAAUUCUGAAUUAUGUUUAAAAGAAAACUCAAAGAUGAGUUGGAUGUCAAAAAGAAAACAAUUCGCUGUAAUGUUUGAUGUGAACAGUUUUAGUCAAGGGGUUUAUAUUGACGCAAUAUUUUAUUGUUGUAAAAGAUUUAAAAUAAAGCAUUUAAAUAAAAC